AUGAACAGUGAAUUGAGACCUCCUGGAACAACCCCAUUACCUGAGGUACAUACGGCCGUAGAGGCUAAGAAAGAGUCGAACCAUGUCCAGGGUGAUAGCCAACACGGCCGUGGUCGUGGAAAAUGGCAUGGACGUGGUGGUCAAGGCCGAAACUCGUUUGGUCGAGGCCAAGGAAACUCCUAUGGAGGCCGUGGUCAUGGCCGAGGCCGUGGAGUUGUUGUCUGCGCUGUUUUAGCAGUGGUGGUUAUAACCAUAGGCUGCAUCAUCACCCGCAAUACUAAGCUUCCCUCUCCACCGCCUCCUCUACCACGGCCACCACAGCCACUGCAGCUCCGGACGCCUGUGUAUAGAACCAAAGAUGGAGAUCUUGUCAUUCUGACAGGCACUGGCACUGCCAUAUCAGUUGCUGGAGCCGUUAUCUAUGGUAGUUCUGGUGGUUGUGGAGGUGGAGGUUGUGGGGGAGGGGGAGGAAGUGGCGGUAGUGGAGGAGGUGGUGGUUGUGGGGGAGGAGGAGGAGGAGGAGGAGGUGGUGGUGGUUGUGGAGGAGGGGGAGGAGGUGGUGGCGGUGUUGGAGAUGGUGGUGGUGGAGGCGGAUGCGGAGGUGAUUAAGUAUUUUGAUUGCCAACAUGGUGAACAGUUUACUCAUGUUUUGUAAAGUUAGAUGUUUACUUGUUUGCUUUCUUGUUUUGUGGCUUGUCUUGGUUUUCUAUUCUUUUCUUGCCUGUUAGUUUCUUUUGCAUACUAUCAGCAGUGCACCAGAUGGGUGACAUAGAAUGAUGGAUGAUGCAAGAUUUUAUUUUUGUUAAAAUUCAUGGUUUGUCUAAGUAAUACUUUUUACUGUACUGCUUAUUAGAGUCACUAGGUAAGAAACCCGUGCAAUGUCGCACGAGAACUUAUUUUAUAAAAAUAAAUAUGCUUUAUUUUUAUAAAAUAACCUUUUAUAAAAACUGCUUACAAUUGUUUUUGAGAAAAUAUAUGUAUUACAAAAUUAUGUUGUAUACAACUAUAUUUUUUUAAUACUAAAAAUAUAUAUUUUAUAUUUUUGGUUGUAAUAUAAUUAGAAAUAUGUCAAUACCAAAUAAGAUAUAUGUUUCAUUAUCCGUUUAGUUAAGUUAUUUAAGAAUUUUGAAAAUUUAUUAUUACCUAUUAUUGAUAAAAAUAAUAUAUAAUAAGAAAAGAUCUUUUGUAGGAUACGACAAUCAAAUUUGCAUUAUGUUAUUGGCUAAUAUACAUGAAUAAUAACUAAAAUUUUGCGUAUUUAUAUUUUUUCUUCAAGAUAUUUAAUAUUCAAUUCAAAAUGGAUAUCUUUUUAUUUCACUAUUUAGAUUUAAUUAUGAUUGUCAAAUGUCAAUAUUAAAACUCCUUAUAAAGAGUUAAAGAUUGCAAUGGUCAACAACCAAACAUUACGAUAGUUAGUCAAGAAUUAUAAUUAUUAAUACCAAAAGUUGCAAUGGUUCAUCACC
This is a messenger RNA of Brassica napus (rape), 1463 nucleotides long. RefSeq names its product protein FAM98B-like. The record is from RefSeq and is a predicted model, not a curated record. The coding region runs from base 1 to 609 and encodes 202 amino acids. The transcript is spliced from 2 exons. NCBI's taxonomy places the organism in Eukaryota, Viridiplantae, Streptophyta, Magnoliopsida, Brassicales, Brassicaceae.